AUGCCCCUCAAUAAAGUACCCCCCGAACUUGUCCCCGUCCCUCCGACAGCGCACUCGCCCAACUCUGAUCUCCCAGUCAUCGCGUUCCGAGGGGCGUUGAUUGACCGGACGUUCGAUGGUGCCGUUGCCUCUGUGUAUACGAGCGAAUGGCCGCGGGGAGGACACUGGAAAAUCUCCGGUGAACAGCUCGCCGCUACGCCCCACUACCACGCCACCACGCACGAGGCGUACACCGUCCUGAAAGGCAGCGGAACUUAUCUCCUGGGCAAGUCCCCGUUGGACCCGGACACUGACGCACAGGGUAAUCCAGUCGGGGUCAAAUUUGUUGCUCGUGCGGGGGACGUUUUUAUUUUUCCGGCUGGGGUUACGCACUUUGUAACGGACACGGAGGAUGAUUACGAAAUUAUCGGCUAUUACUUGCUGAACGAACGGAAUUCUCUUGAGGAACUGUACGACAUGGAGUAUGCAUUGGAUUCAGUAGAGGAGACGGACAGGAUGCGCGAAAAGUGCAGACAAGUGCCAUUGCCUGUCCACGAUCCCAUAUAUGGCAAGGAGGGGCCGCUUCUGAGUGUCUGGAAGAGAGAUGGUUAG
Aspergillus nomiae NRRL 13137 is the source of this 591-nucleotide messenger RNA. Its product is annotated as cupin domain-containing protein. Bases 1 to 591 code for a protein of 196 amino acids. NCBI's taxonomy places the organism in Eukaryota, Fungi, Ascomycota, Eurotiomycetes, Eurotiales, Aspergillaceae. The record is from RefSeq and is a predicted model, not a curated record. The transcript is spliced from 3 exons.